AUGGAGAGGGUUAAGAAUGUGAAGACCAACAAGGAGCUCUGUCAACAAAUCGCCCAGAGAGUUAGAGCCCUUGAAGACUUGGUUCUCAACAUCAAACAAAGAGGGCCAAGACGGAUCUCCUCCAUUGUAAAGAACGCUCUGAAGGAACUCUGCAUCACUCUGGAGUCUGCCCAGCGCAAAAUGUAUAACACUACUGUCAGUUGCAUCAUGUCGCCCAUGCAAAUAUUUAGCCCCAUGAUAUCCAUGACGUCUCUAUAUGGAGCCACGUCCCCCACUAACUCCGGCACCAUUGUGUUGAGCUCACAGUGUGUCUGGGCCAGAAAGUCCGAACCUUCCUUUAAUGAGGCAGAUGCAGGUUUGUUCAGGGGAUCAGAUAAAUAUGACUUUGCCAUCGAGGUUCCUGCUGCAGAGAUGGAGUGUUUCUGGCACUUUGCCCACCAGAGUGGAAGCUUCUACCUGAUGUACAUGGUACAGUGGGUAACAGGGAUGGCCAAUGAUCCCCGGCUAUUUGUGACAGUCAACUCACCACAGGGCGUUCUCAUGGCAUCAAAGAAUGAGGCUGUUGGUCAAUUGAAUUUCCAGACUGAGGUGACAGGUUUUUACCGGAUGUGUCUCGGGAACCACAACAACAAGUUUGGAGGCAUCAGGGUCUUUAUGAACUUUGGUGUCAUCUACGAAGGCUUUGUGGAGUCAAAGGGAGAGAUGGAGGAAGGAGAGAAAGUCCUCAACAGCACUUUGACAGAUAUUGAG
Messenger RNA from Larimichthys crocea (large yellow croaker), 750 nucleotides. RefSeq names its product transmembrane emp24 domain-containing protein 6. The transcript is spliced from 6 exons. The annotation marks the transcript as partial. Gene Ontology annotation, biological process: cell surface receptor signaling pathway. The record is from RefSeq and is a predicted model, not a curated record. NCBI's taxonomy places the organism in Eukaryota, Metazoa, Chordata, Actinopteri, Sciaenidae.